This is a messenger RNA of Vitrella brassicaformis, 1315 nucleotides long. NCBI's taxonomy places the organism in Eukaryota, Vitrellaceae. The record is from the annotation of a GenBank genome assembly.
GCCGAAUCCUCGCUUCAGCAACAUCGGUAGCAUCUAGUUCGUCGCUUGUUUGUCCUUGGGCGGGCAGCCCCAGAGGUGUCAGACUAGCUCUUCAGCUGCUCACGGCACUCUGCAGCAAAAGAGCGAAGAUGGAUACCACUUGACUAGGUAUGCUGCCUUGCUACCUCCCCACCUGUGCAGAGGUGUAAGGGUGCCUCGUCGAGGCUAUGCACAUCGCUGCAGGGGGCCAUUCGACAGCUGCCACGACUUGAGCAAUGCUGGAAGGUCGACAGCGAGCAAUAGACAGUGAGUGGUAUGCGCGUCACGUGUACGUCAGGCAGUCCUUCCUGGGUCUAUAUGUCUGGCUGGGGCUGACCUGCAGGCCCCACAAGUGGUAGGUCUCAUGCAACACUACCUGGACACACACAGCUAAAGGCGAUAAGCAAUGGCCAGAUCAGUGCCUGCUCUUCUCUCCCCUUCCGUACCUUGAGCAGCCGUUCCCCGAGCCUCCUCGCCUGCUGACCUUCGCUGCCGCUCGGAGCCUCCGUGUUGUCUGCUUCGGCCACACUCUCAGGCCCUUCUUCCUUUAACAACCCCUUGUCGACACGGCGGCGCUGUGCAGGUGGCGCGUCACAGAUCCCAAGGGCCUCAUCUGCUUUGCGCUUCUUCACAUCUUGCAGGGCAACAGCAUCGCUCUUGCUGCCGGGUGGCGGACUGUCAGACAGACGCGCCAGCGACACAAUGGCCACACGCGCAGCAGGGUCGGCCUGCCUGACGACACAGACACAUAGACUGUAAACGUAUGUAUGCCGUCGCACCUUCUCGUCUGUCUGUCUGUGUGUACUGCACUCACUGCCCUCACCCGAAAGCAAAGGUCCACUCCUCGUGAGGCGACAAGUCUCUCGACGUGAUGCCAAUAACGGCCGCCACGCCUUUCUCCCCACUCAGCCCCUCUACACAUUGCACAAGAGGCUUCAGCUGCAUCAGUAGACAUUCGGUGGGCAGCGCACGAGGCUGACUCGUCGCCUUACAGUCCUCCUUGGUCGCCUCCUUGUGCCCGUCCUGCUCUGAUGGGUCUUGCUUGCCGUUUUGACCCAUCGACUGAGCAGGUUCCUCGGCACGCAGCAGUAGUCGGACUGGCGACAAUGUGUGACGCUCCAGCUCAUCUGCACACGGACAGACACAGCAGACGACAGACAAAUCCAUUGAUGAGUGCAAGAUCUCGUCACCUGCGAGGUUUGAGAGCACAUUGGGAUCAACAACAAUAUCCAUAGGAACGAGAUAAAGCACCCCACGCUCUACCGUCAUCCGGGGAACGUGAACGGUAACGAAUUUG